AUGUCCCAAUUUAUUAUUUCUGAUCCAUUAAUAUCUCCUUUUAACAGUGAUCCAUUGAUUUAUAAUUCAACAGCGACUCGAUUUCCUCCAAAUACAACUAUCUCAAUAAUGUUCAAAGAAAUGAUGAUCGAACAAUGGAAUCCAUCAUCAUCAUAUGAAGUAUUUUAUGGAUUAUGUGCACCUAAAUAUUGCACUUAUUCUCAAAGAAUUCGUACGCAAAAUUUUAGUGGAGUAAUAGUAACAUUAAUAUCUAUGGUUGGCGGUAUUGUAGUUUCAUUACGAAUUGGGACACCUUAUUUUGUUAAAUUUAUUCUUAAACUUUUGACAAUAUUCAAGAAAAACACACAACAAAAAGUACGAAGAGAACGAGUUAAACACGGUUGGUUUAAUCGAAUGAAAAUAAUGGGACAAAAUAUGAUGAAACGUCUGGCAAAGGUUGCAACUGAAUUGAAUAUCUUUUCAGCGCAUAAUUUCGGAAGUAAUGUUAAUCGAUCAACGGUGAUAUCGUAUGGUCGAUCGGCAACUCGGCUUUAUAUUCUUUUAUUUAUUAUUAGUCUUACAAUUCUUAUCUUUUACACAAUUAUUCGACCACAUACUGCAAUAAAAACUUUUGAGAAACUAUCAUUAACUUCGUAUCAAAAUUUUCAUCGAAAAUAUGGAAAUAAAUUGAAAUGUCCAUGUUCAAAAAUAGCAUCAACAUAUAAUGAAUCUCUAGAAAUUAAACCGAUAUUCCAUUCGAUUUGUUCAAGUGACUUUACUACCGACAAAUGGAGAGUUGCUGUAACAAAUAAUCUUAUUUCGAAUUUAUCGGUGUAUUCUACAAGAGAUUAUCGUCGAUUCAUUUCUGCUCAUAUUCAAUAUCUUCAAGGAUUAUGUCGAAUCUCGAAAGAAGUAGUUAAUAAUGCCAUUAAUGAAUUUCUUUCAUCAUUAUUAGUCACUGUUGAACUUCUUUCCGAACAAGAUUUUCACAAUCGCCUUAACACUCUUGUCAAACAAAGUGAAUUGAAUGCUCCUAUUUUACUUUCUCGCUUUCUCUUCAUUACUCGCAUCGUUUAUCAUGGAAAUGCUUUUAUGUCAACAUAUGGAACAAAUUUUAUUUAUGCUACUUUGCCGAAACUGAAUACAGACACUUAUGCAUAUACAGAGGCGAUGGUUUAUGACAAUAAUUGUUCAUGUGGAAUAUCUUCGAAUUGUACAACCCAAGCAACUUUUGUUAUUGAUGGAAAUCCUUCAAAAAUAUUUCCAAUUGAAGGAUUAAAAAUGGGAUGUACAGCAAGUGAAUCUUUUCGUUUGUCAACUCUUGAAUGUUUCUAUAAUCAAUCAUGCCUUAGUCUUAUUCAUCGACAUACAAAUUAUCAAGAAAAUCAUUCGAUUUCUAUUUUAAACAUAUCACACCAUUUUCCACCAAAUACAACUAUUAAUGAAUUGAUUGAUAAGUCAUUUGUGGAACAAUGGUCAAUAAAACCGAGUUAUACAUCAUAUUAUUAUCAAUGUAUGUCAUUAUUAUGUUCAUAUACUUAUAUUGAAACAUUUAACAUAUUAUAUAUUAUUACUCUUUUCCUGAGUUUUCAAGGUGGUUUAACAUUAGUUUUGAAAUGGGUUUGUCCAAAAAUAGUUCGAAUUUUCAUGAAAAUUUAUUUUUAUUACACAAGACAGAGAAGUUCAAUUCAUCCAGUUAGUUCUCUUGAGAUGUCAUUAAAUAACAUCCAUAUUGAUACUGCAAAUGCUGAUGUUGACAUUCGAACAACAGAUAAUAUCACAACGAAAAAAACAAUUAAUUCAUCAAUUCAAUGGUAUUCAAAGAUAAUUCUGAUAGUGGUAUUAUUAAUAUUUCUGAUUGUUGCUAUUAUUAUUUUUUCAAUUUAUCAUACUAAAAAUGAACCACCUUGUCAAUUCAAAUUUCAACAAAGAUCAAUCAAUAUUUCUUGUCACGAAGGUUAUGCGGGAAACUUUCUUAUUGCCACUGCUGAUUUUAAUAAUGAUAAUCAAGCUGAUCUCAUUUAUUAUUGUCAAUUAUCCGGAUAUCAAAAGAUGUUAGUAUUAUUGGGUGAUGACAAUGGAACAUUUCAAAACUCUAUAAUAAUACCAUCUGAAAAUGUUAGCGGGGCAUCAAUGCUCCAUACUGCUGACUUCAAUAAUGAUAAUCGAUCUGAUGUCAUUUUGCUACAUGAAGUUGAUUUAAAGCGGCGUCUUACGCUUUUACUUAGCAAUGGAGAUGGAACAUUUGAAGCAAAUAUGUUAUCUAUAAUAAUAGAUGAGUUGCCAAGAAAAAUGACUGUUAAUGAUCUUAACAAUGAUAAGAUAUUGGAUAUCGUUAUGAUUAUGGAAAAAGAUCCCAAUGUAUAUGUGAUGUUUGGAAAUAGAGAUGGGGAUUUUUCAAUAAUAUUUGUUUUAUUCACAGAACUUUACAGUGAAUUAACAGAUUUAGUUGUUGGUGAUGUUAAUAACGAUACUUAUGUUGAUAUUGUUGUGUACGAUUAUAAAUCUUCACAUAUUUAUGUAUUUUUUGGAUCAACCAAUGGAACAUUUCAAGCACAGAAGCCGUUUUUCACCUCUUUCAAACCUAUAUUUAGUUCUAUAGCAAUAGGUGAUUUCGAUAACGAUUAUCAAUUUGAUAUUGCUAACGUGCAUUAUUGGAAAGAUAUUAUUUGUACGAUAUAUCAAUAUAAUAAUAGACGUUUCAAUAAAAAUAAGAAUACUACCAUAAAGUCCCUUGGUAAAUUGACUUCAAUUGUUAUAGGUAAUAUUAAUGGUGAUAAUUAUUUAGACAUUAUUCUUGCCCUAAAUGAUCCAUAUCGAAUUUAUGGAUUACUUGGAUAUGGAAAUGGUCGUUUUUAUUCACAGGAAAUUCAUUGGAGUGAAUCUAUAUAUGCUUUUCAGUGGUUUGCCGUAAAUGAUUUCAAUAAUGAUGGUUAUCAAGAUAUAAUCAGUGCCAGUAGUGAAGUGAAUAUCAUCGAUAUUUUCUUAAACAAAGGUGAAUGUUCUACCAUCUAA
Messenger RNA from Adineta ricciae, 2994 nucleotides. NCBI's taxonomy places the organism in Eukaryota, Metazoa, Rotifera, Eurotatoria, Adinetida, Adinetidae. The record is from the annotation of a GenBank genome assembly.